Galendromus occidentalis (western predatory mite) is the source of this 3068-nucleotide messenger RNA. RefSeq lists its product as uncharacterized. NCBI's taxonomy places the organism in Eukaryota, Metazoa, Arthropoda, Arachnida, Mesostigmata, Phytoseiidae. The transcript has 2 exons. The record is from RefSeq and is a predicted model, not a curated record. The annotation marks the transcript as partial.
CUGAGCGGCUGGGCGGAAUCAGCGAAUUCGCAGAUCUCGUUGAGGAUCCCGAAUUCAAGGAGAUUGACAUCCUCCUCGGCACAGAUGACCUGGGUCAAAUAUGGCUCAACGAGUCGCGGUCGGAGGGACGGCUGAUGGCACUGAAAACAAGACUCGGGUGGUUCACCUUCGGAAGAAAGGCGCCGCUCAGUCCGUUCACCAACGUCGUGUGUGCACUCCAGUCGUCGGCGUCAACUCAACAGCAACAACAGUCACUGAAAUCCACCACCGAGGCUCGGGAAAACUCGAAAACAGAACGAGACAUUGAGUUCUUGUUCGAGACUGAGCUACUUGGGGUCGAACCGCCAGCAGAAAACGAAACUGCAGCAGAGAUGCAACGCCUGGAUGAGUUGUUCAAGGCAAACAUCUCGAGGAACAAAGAUGGGAGAUAUCGACUUAAGCUCAUCUUCAACGAAAAUCUCCAGUCGCUAGGCGACAAUGAAAAGAUUGCUAUCAACAGAUUGAACUCGCUCAUUUCGCGGAGUUCCAAAGAAGUUCUCGAGGCGAUCGACGAAGAGAUGGAGAAAUACAUCAAGGAGGGCUAUGCCGAGCUGGCUCCGAAACGGAAGCCGGGAGAAUUCGUGCAUUAUCUACCACUCCAGGUGGUCAAGAAACCCGACCAAGGGUCACCUAGGGGCUUCAAGUUGAGGAUUGUCAAGGAUGCAGGUUGUCGUUCGAAGGAUCUGGCUUCAUUAAACGACGUUCUGAUAACAGGAUACAACCUACUCCAGAACAUUCUCCUCGUGCUCACGAAAUUUCGAGAGUCUCCCAUUGCCGUCGUGGCGGAUGUGGAGAAAGCAUAUCAUCAGUUUGAAAUCGAUCGAUCACACCGAACGUUCCUCAGAUACUACUAUCGGCCCGGAGUCUCAAGAAACGCCGGAGCUCCUAUCAAGGAGUUCUGGUCGAAAAGAUUGGAUUUCGGGACUUCCGCUAGCCCAUGCGGGCACUUCCCGCUGAAGAAAUGGGCUACCAAUUCGGAAGAAGUGGCGGAAGGAAUGAGGCAAGCGUUCUCCGAUGAGACAGUGUCGAUUCGGAGCGCCGAACCAGACUUUCGAUUCCUGGGGAUACGCUGGUGUCAGGUUACGGACGCACUUGGUGUUUUCGUAACCAACGCCAACAGAUGUUUCAACGAUGCGAAACCGAGCAAGCGUUCGCUGCUCUCAGGGUUGGCUCAAAUCUACGAUCCUCUCGGAAUAAUCUGUCCGAUUUCGAUACAUGCCAGAGUGCUGUUUCAAAUGAUGUGGCAGGACAAAGUUCAAUGGGACGAUCGUCUCAACGCAAAACAUCGUGAGCUCUACGGAGAGUUCGUUCGGCAGCUCAAGUCUGCGGAUCGAAUCCUCGUUAGCCGAACAAACGCGAGGAUCGACAGACUCCCCAGGCGGACAGAAAUCCACGCGUUCUCUGAUGCGUCGAAAGUCGCUUACGGGGCGGUCAUAUAUCUCAAGGAGUUCUUCCAGGACGGCGAUCCGGAAAUCAAGUUCCUCAUGGCGAAAGCGAAGGUUGCGCCGAACAAGGCCAAUUGGAAUAUCCAUCGUUUGGAGCUGAUGGCAGCUCUAGUCAGCUGUCGCCUGGUUGAGAAGCUCAGACCGGCACUCGGAAACACAGUCAAAAGGACGGUUUACUGGGUGGAUAAUAGUGCUGUGGUCGGUUGGACGAGGGACAGGCCAUCGGAAUGGCGAACUUUCGUCGCCAACAGGAUCACCGAGAUCCAGAGGUUCUCAACGCCGGAUCAGUGGCGCUAUGUGGCCACGAAGUCCAACCCGGCUGAUUUGCUCAGCAGAGGCAACUCACUGGAGUCGAGGGAAAGUGUCGAGUUCUGGUUGAAUGGACCUUCGUGGCUAAAAGAGCAAAAGUUGCCGGACCCGAUCCGCAUUGGCAAAGAAGAAUUCGCGGAGGCAAUAGCAGAGGCAAAGCAUGGCAACGUCGCAGAAACAGACAUCCUGCAUGUCACGGCUUUGCCAAAGGUGUCGUCGUCUCUGCUCAAGGAGAAGCACUUUUCAUCGUGGCCGAAAGCGGUGAGAUCGCUGGCUUACGUCAGGAGGGUUUUCCAGAAAGCUCGCAAGAGGGAUUUGUCUAUGGACAUUCCCGUUCAGGUCGAGGAAUAUCUUGACGCAGAGAGAGCACUUAUAAGGGAUCUACAGCAAAUGGAUUUCCCGACAGAAGUCGCCAGUGGAGGGAGAAAGCUACCGAAAACGAGCAAGCUUUAUCUCUACAAUCCGAUGGUCGAUGAACAUGGAAUCCUACGUUGUAAGUCAGGAUUGAUCAAGUCCGGUGAUCUGUCGUUCGGUGAAAAAUAUCCGAUAAUCCUCGAUGGGCGGAACUAUUUCACGAAGUUGCUCAUAGCGUGGAUUCACAAAUCAAAAUGUCUCCAUUCACCAGGAAUCACCACCAAUCUUCAUCAUAUCCGUGCGGAAUACCUCAUUCUGAGGGAGCGCUUGGUGGGCUGCAUAAAGCGUCCACUCCGGAAAAUCUUAGGAACGAAUAUACCAAGAUUUCGGGAGUUGGAAUCAAUCCUGUCGGAAAUCGAGCUGUGCGUCAAUCUGAGACCAAUAACAGCGCUUCCAUCCAGUGAGUGUGAGGUCAGAGCACUGUGCCCAGCGGAUCUGGUGAAUGGAUACAACGCAAGAGCCAGGUUCCCAGAUACUUCGAUGGUCAACUUGAAAGUCAGCGACCGGGACAUGCCGAUAAUUAUGUCGAAAGCGUGGAAACGCCAAGAGGCCGUCAUGAAGGCGUUCUGGAAAAGAUUCCGACUCGAGUACUUGGGUCAGUUGAGGAACGCAGUUGAGACCAAACCAGCAUCUCCGAAUGAGCUCAAUGUGGGCGACGUGUGCCUGAUGGCAGACCCGAGUCCGUCGCGUGGGUUCUGGCCGCUCUGCAGAGUAGUCAACGUGUUCGGUGGCGAGAGAACAGAUCUCAGAAAACGAUCAUGCAUGGUCAUGAGAGGAGACAGGAAGAUUCUCAAGCGCCCAAUCCACUCAAUAUAUCCAUUGGGAAUUGGCCAAGCUGAAGAAGCCAGCAAUGUUCUAUAG